AUGUCUUACACUACUUAUCGAGUUUUAAAACACUCUCAAGUAACUACAACAGCAUGCUAUCGCAGUGCUUCAAGUUUAAGAAUGAGAUAUUCCACAACUUCUACUAAUCCAGUAGAAGAUCACUCACAGAUGUCUAACGUAAAAACGAUGGAUCAAAUCCCAGGACCUAAGGGCUUACCAUUCAUUGGCACCCUGUUGGAUUAUGCUAAAAAUGAUGGAUGGGGAUUUAAAAAUUUUUUUGCAAUGGCAGAAAAAAGACGACAAGAAUAUGGACCAAUCUAUAAGGAGACUAUCGGCAAUAAUCGAAUGGUAGUAGUGUCAACAUCGGAAGAUGCAGAAAAAGUAUUACGUGCAGAAGGGAAAUAUCCCAAUAAAAAAAAUCUAAUUGUACCAAUAGCAGAGUAUCGAAAGAAGCGUAAUUUAUCCAUGGGAGUCCUACUUUCAAAAGAUGAAGAAUGGAAAAAAUUUCGUAGUGUGAUGGACAAGAAAAUGAUGAGACCACAUGAAGUAACAUGCUAUUCUGAUAGAAUCAAUGAUGUCUGCAAUGAUCUCAUCCAACGUCUUAAACGAUGUCGUGGUAACGACGGUAUUAUACCCGAUAUCGAGAAUGAAAUCAAUAAAUAUACAGCAGAGUCUAUUGCAACUGUUCUAUUCGAAAAACGUUUGGGAAUGUUCAAAGAGCCAAUCGAACCUAAAGCUGAACAGUUCUAUCAAUCUCUUACCAAAAUUUUAGAAGCUAUUAAUGAAAUAUUUAUUGUACCUCCCUUCAUUUUCAAGUAUAUUUUUACUAAGCACUGGAAAGAACUUAUUAAAUGGAACGAUAUCGCUUCCGAAUUCGCUGAUGAGAUUAUUGAAGAGAAAAGAAAACAAAUUGAAGAGAAGAUUGCGAGCAAGGAUGAUAUAACCCGAUCGGACGAUCGAGUCGAUUUUCUUAGUUAUGUUAUUGCUACAGGUAAAUUAACUCGAAGUGAAGCCAAUGUAGCCAUGACGGAAUUACUUUUCGGUGGAGUAGACACGACAGCAACAACUAUUCUAUGGACUUUAUAUAAUCUGGGUAGAAAUCCACACGUACAAGAUAAAUUACGAAGCGAGCUAAUUUUGGAAUAUGAAAUAAAAACCAUGAAUCCUACCGAAAAUACUCUAGUUAACAGGCUCGUCAUGGCCGCCAAGGAUAAGAUGAUAAUAGCACUUAAUGAUUUAAAGUAG
Molecule: messenger RNA, 1206 nt
Organism: Trichoplax adhaerens
Lineage: Eukaryota; Metazoa; Placozoa; Uniplacotomia; Trichoplacea; Trichoplacidae
Exons: 5
Coding region: 1-1206 (401 amino acids)
Molecular function (GO): heme binding; iron ion binding; oxidoreductase activity, acting on paired donors, with incorporation or reduction of molecular oxygen
Source: RefSeq, a predicted model, not a curated record